Molecule: messenger RNA, 1945 nt
Organism: Spinacia oleracea (spinach)
Lineage: Eukaryota; Viridiplantae; Streptophyta; Magnoliopsida; Caryophyllales; Amaranthaceae
Product: glutamate decarboxylase
Exons: 6
Coding region: 270-1781 (503 amino acids)
Biological process (GO): L-glutamate catabolic process
Cellular component (GO): cytosol
Molecular function (GO): glutamate decarboxylase activity; pyridoxal phosphate binding
Source: RefSeq, a predicted model, not a curated record
CCAGGGGAAGCUGCCGACUUGCUGGUGCACCCCACGUCCAUGGCCUGGCCUACCUUGAGAACGUGUCACUCAGUUAUCCGAUCGCCUCGGUAGUUGCAAGUAUGUAACUAAUACUCUAUUCUACUCCACUCUACUCUACUCUAGUAUACAUUCCUCAUCAACUUUAAUGAAUUAAAGCAAUCAAACUCCAUUCUUAAGCUUGCUUAUUUGUUGUUAAAUUGCUUCAUCAAACUAGAAGGAGUAAAAGAUCAUAAAAGAAAAUAACAAAAAUGGUGAUAAGUGACACAACUUCUUCUGCAGAUGCUUCCAACAAAACGUUGUGUUGCACCUUUGCUUCUCGCUAUGUUCGCAAUGCACUUCCUAGGUUUCAAAUGCCAGAGAAAUCUAUACCGAAGGACGCAGCUUACCAGAUAAUAAAUGAUGAGCUGAUGCUAGAUGGGAAUCCAAGGUUGAAUCUUGCAUCAUUUGUGACUACUUGGAUGGAGCCUGAGUGUGAUAAGCUGAUUAUGUCUUCCAUCAACAAAAAUUAUGUUGACAUGGACGAGUACCCUGUCACUACUGAACUUCAGAAUCGUUGUGUGAACAUUAUUGCAAACCUUUUUAAUGCUCCUGUUGGAAAAGAAGAAUCAGCAGUUGGAGUAAGCACUGUAGGGUCUUCAGAGGCGAUCAUGUUGGCGGGUUUAGCUUUUAAAAGGAAAUGGCAGGAAAGGCGGAAAGCAGAAGGAAAACCUUGUGAUAAACCUAAUAUAGUUACCGGAGCAAACGUGCAGGUUUGUUGGGAAAAAUUUGCAAGGUACUUUGAGGUAGAACUGAAGGAGGUCAAUUUGAAAGAAGGAUAUUAUGUAAUGGAUCCAGAGAAAGCUGUGGAUAUGGUGGAUGAAAAUACCAUAUGUGUAGCAGCUAUUCUGGGUUCCACACUGACAGGAGAGUUUGAGGACGUAAAGCUCCUUAACGAUCUCCUAAUAAAAAAGAACAAGGAGACUGGAUGGGACACACCUAUUCAUGUUGAUGCUGCUAGUGGUGGAUUUAUCGCUCCUUUUAUUUAUCCUGAUAUUGAAUGGGACUUUCGGUUGCCAUUAGUGAAGAGCAUUAAUGUUAGUGGUCACAAAUACGGCCUUGUUUAUGCUGGUAUAGGCUGGGUUGUCUGGAGGACCAAAGAUGACUUGCCAGAAGAUCUUGUUUUCCAUAUCAAUUACCUUGGAUCUGAUCAGCCCACUUUCACACUCAACUUCUCCAAAGGUUCAAGUCAGAUCAUUGCGCAAUACUAUCAGUUGAUACGGCUUGGCUUUGAGGGUUACAAGAAUAUCAUGGAGAAUUGCAGGGAAAAUGCCAAGAUGUUGAAAGAAGAAAUACAAAAGAUAGGGAAAUUUGAAGUGGUCUCCAAGGAUAUAGGUGUCCCAGUGGUGGCAUUUUCUCUAAAGGAUAGCGACAACUACUCUGUUUUUGACAUAGCAGAGAAUUUAAGGCGUUUUGGGUGGAUUGUCCCAGCUUACACAAUGCCAGCCAAUGCUGAGCACAUUGCAGUAUUGCGUGUGGUGAUAAGGGAGGAUUUUAGCAGGAGUCUUGCAGAGAGACUUAUGUCCAACCUCCAGCAAGUCCUAGAUGAGAUGGAUGCUCAUGCAAUCCAAGUUUCUAGCAAAUCAGCUAGUGUCACUCUUGACAAGGAUAAAACUCAAGGGAACAAGGCCUUUAUCAAGAAAGAUGUGAUAGAGACACAAAGGGAAGUAACCAAGUACUGGAAAAAGCUUGUUGCCCGAAAUAAGGAGAAUGGAGUUUGCUAGUAAACACGAAUGGAGUCUGCUACUACUCUGGGAAUGCAAUAGAUCUUCUCUAUCUAAAUUCUUUUGUGUGUGUGUUUUCUAAAUGAAAGAUCUUUAAUUUGUAUCAUGAUUAAUGAUGUUGAAUUGUUGAUUAUUCAUUUGUCACAAAGUAUGUUGAUGACUUA